AUGAUUGUGAGAUUGCUGAGCCUGUUGUGCGUCGGGAUUUUGGUGGCUUCGGUGCAGAACGCCGAAGGAAACAACGACAAUGAAGCAUCGGUGCAAUACAAUUGGUCAUGCCAGAAACUGGUCGUGUCAUGUGGUGUGGGAGUUGUGAGAACCGGCCAGACCGCUUCUGAGUGUCGCACACUGACAAGCGCGCUUCUUAACCCGAAGUAG
Molecule: messenger RNA, 210 nt
Organism: Parnassius mnemosyne (clouded apollo)
Lineage: Eukaryota; Metazoa; Arthropoda; Insecta; Lepidoptera; Papilionidae
Source: the annotation of a GenBank genome assembly